CUAGACGUACAUCGGACAUGUCUUGGUGUCCGUGAACCCGUUUCGAGACUUGGGUAUCUACACCGACCGUGUCCUUGACUCCUACCGGGGUAAAAACCGACUCGAGGUCCCACCCCACGUCUUCGCGGUUGCAGAAUCAUCGUACUAUAACAUGAAGUCGUACAAAGAUAACCAAUGUGUGAUUAUUUCUGGAGAAUCGGGGGCGGGGAAAACAGAGGCCGCGAAGCGGAUCAUGCAGUACAUCGCUAGUGUAUCCGGGGGAAGCGACUCGUCCAUCCAACAGACGAAGGACAUGGUUUUGGCUACAAACCCGCUACUCGAGUCAUUCGGUAAUGCAAAGACACUACGCAACAACAACUCCUCCCGGUUCGGAAAGUACCUGGAAUUAGAGUUCAAUACCAAUGGUGAGCCGGUUGGUGCCAAUAUCACCAACUACUUAUUGGAGAAAUCGCGAGUUGUCGGUCAGAUCACCAACGAGCGAAACUUCCAUAUCUUCUACCAGUUCACAAAGGCAGCGCCUCAGAAGUAUCGAGAUAUGUUCGGUUUGCAACAGCCUCAGUCCUACCUCUAUACGAGUCGCUCGAAGUGUUUCGACGUGCCUGGAGUUGACGAUAGUGCCGAGUUCAGGGAUACACUGAAUGCAAUGGAAGUAAUUGGAAUGAGCGAGCCCGAGCAGGACAACGUCUUCCGAAUGCUGGCUGCCAUUCUGUGGCUUGGAAACAUUCAGUUCGUUGAAGACGACUCUGGAAACGCUGCUAUCUCAGAUCAGUCGGUGGUUGACUUUGUCGCUUACUUGCUGGAAGUCGAUCCUGGUCAGGUGAACAAAGCUCUCACCAUUCGUGUAAUGGAGACCGCCCGUGGAGGUCGUAGGGGAUCAGUCUAUGAAGUUCCUCUGAACACCGUCCAAGCCCUUGCCGUGCGUGAUGCGCUAUCCAAGGCAAUCUACUUCAAUCUCUUCGACUGGAUCGUGGAACGUGUCAACCAGUCAUUGGCUGCUAGGGGAACUGUAGCGAACUCGAUUGGAAUUCUGGAUAUCUACGGGUUUGAAAUCUUUGAAAAGAAUUCGUUCGAGCAGCUGUGCAUUAAUUAUGUCAAUGAGAAACUACAGCAAAUCUUCAUCCAGUUGACAUUGAAGGCGGAGCAAGAUGAAUAUGCUCGUGAGCAGAUCCAGUGGACACCCAUCAAAUACUUUGACAACAAGGUCGUGUGUUCGUUGAUAGAAGACAAGCGGCCCCCAGGUGUUUUCGCCGCCCUCAACGAUGCUUGCGCAACGGCGCAUGCCGAUUCUGGCGCUGCCGACAACACCUUUGUGGGCAGGCUUAACUUCCUCGGACAGAACCCAAACUUCGAGAACCGCCAGGGUCAGUUCAUUGUCAAGCACUAUGCCGGUGAUGUCAGUUACUCGGUCGAGGGCAUGACGGACAAGAACAAAGACCAGCUGUUGAAGGACCUACUGAACCUUGUCGGGUCUAGCGGCAACCAGUUUGUCCAUACUCUUUUCCCUAACCAAGUCAACCAAGAUGAUAAGAGACGUCCACCUACUGCUAGCGAUAAGAUCAAGGCAUCCGCUAACGACCUGGUGGCUACUUUGAUGAAAGCUCAGCCAUCAUAUAUUCGAACCAUCAAACCGAAUGAUAACAAGGCUCCGAAGGAGUACAAUGUCGGAAACGUUCUGCACCAGAUCAAAUACCUCGGUCUUCAGGAGAACGUUCGAAUUCGACGUGCUGGCUUCGCGUAUCGUCAAACUUUUGAUAAGUUCGUUGAGCGUUUCUAUCUUCUUUCCCCGAAGACGUCCUACGCUGGUGAUUACACAUGGACUGGCGACGCAGAAUCUGGCGCUCGACAGAUCCUGAAGGACACCAGCAUUCCUCCAGAAGAAUACCAGAUGGGUAUCACAAAGGUGUUCGUCAAGACCCCUGAGACGCUUUUUGCCCUAGAGGCCAUGCGUGACAAGUAUUGGCACAACAUGGCUAUCCGUAUCCAGCGCGCAUGGCGUAAUUAUCUUCGCUACCGUAUCGAGUGCGCCAUCCGUAUUCAGCGAUUCUGGCGUCGCACCACUGGUGGUCUUGAGCUCAUCAAGGUGCGUGAUUCAGGCCAUCAAGUGCUCCAAGGUCGCAAGGAACGUCGGAGAAUGAGUUUACUCGGUUCUCGGCGGUUCCUUGGUGACUAUAUUGGAAUCGGUAAUAAGGGUGGUCCCGGAGAGAUGAUCCGCAACGGUGCAGGCAUUAACGGAUCGGAGGAUAUUCUCUUUUCUUGCCGUGGUGAGGUCCUGGUCUCCAAGUUUGGUCGGUCCAGCAAACCAUCUCCGCGUAUCCUCGUUUUGACGAAUCGGCAUGUAUAUAUUGUGGCACAAACACUCGAAAAUAACCAACUAGUGAUUGCGUCCGAAAGAACGGUGCCGAUCGGUGCCAUUAAAUCUGUCAGCACCUCGAACUUGAAAGAUGACUGGUUCUCGUUGGUCAUUGGUGGGCAGGAACCUGAUCCUUUGAUUAACUGUGUCUUUAAAACGGAGUUUUUCACCCAUCUCAACACGGCUUUGCGUGGGCAGUUGAACCUGAAGGUUUCCGAAAACAUUGAAUACAACAAGAAACCCGGCAAGUUGGCUACCGUCAAGGCUGUCAAGGACCCCGCUGCUUCCCCGAACGUUGAUACCUACAAGAGCCACACAAUUCACACCAGCCCUGGUGAGCCUCCGAGCUCAGUUUCGAAACCGACGCCGCGAGCGAAGCAAGUUGCGGCACGGCCGGUCACAAAAGGAAAACUCUUGCGUCCCGGGGGUCCUGGAGGCGGGCCGUCGAAGCUGGUGUCCAGACCUACACCCAAACCCCAGCCUUUACCCCAAUCCCAGCCAGCCGCGGUGCAACCGCCGCCCGCUCCUCAACCAGCUGCUGUUCCUAGACCAGUUCCCCAACCCGUUGCAGCCGCUGCCGCCUCUCACAUACGGACUGCGUCAUCCGGCUCUGUGAGAGCUCCACCACCACCGCCCGCGAGUCCCCCAGCACCAAAGAAAGCUACCGCGAAGGUCCUGUAUGAUUUUACCAGUGCCCAGUCCAACGAGUUAGAUAUUCGGGCGGGAGAGAUAGUGCAAAUCGUGUCAAAGGAAGGAAAUGGUUGGUGGUUGUGCAUGAACAUGGCAAAUUCUGCCCAGGGUUGGACUCCCCAGGCGUAUCUUGAAGAGCAGGUUGCGCCUACCCCCAAGCCUGCUCCGCCGCCGCCACCCCCAGCCGCACCUAGGGCAAGCCCGGUGCCGGGAGCCAACGGAGCAGUAGCCGCAGCCAAAGCUAAACCAGCGCCUCCCGCACCACCUGCUAAGCGCCCGAACAUGGCUGGAAGAAAGGCGGUGCCGGCACCUCCCCCCGCACCUCGGGACAGCGCUGUGAGUAUGAAUUCACACGACUCAUCUGGCGGUAGUGGUCGCGCCACGCCGAACAGUGUUUCGAACGCAAGCUUAGCAGGAGGCCUUGCAGAGGCAUUGAGAGCACGACAACAUGCAAUGCAAGGCAAGCACGAUGACGAUGACGAGUGGUGAUUAUUGACUUGCUUUUACUCCCUUUUCCUUCUAUAUCUUUGCUUUUUCAUUCCCAAUUUCCGUUUCUUUUCUUUUCUAUUUUUUUAUUUCUCUCUCUUCAGUUCUAGCUUAGAGUUUUGCUUUGGAUGCUGGUCUACUGAUACCGUGGGAUUCAUUGUUUGGCGCUGCAUGAACCCUG
Aspergillus alliaceus is the source of this 3707-nucleotide messenger RNA. RefSeq names its product class I myosin myoA. Lineage: Eukaryota; Fungi; Ascomycota; Eurotiomycetes; Eurotiales; Aspergillaceae. Gene Ontology annotation, molecular function: ATP binding; microfilament motor activity; actin filament binding. Gene Ontology annotation, cellular component: vesicle; cell tip; actin cortical patch. The record is from RefSeq and is a predicted model, not a curated record. The coding region runs from base 152 to 3529 and encodes 1125 amino acids. The transcript is spliced from 7 exons. Gene Ontology annotation, biological process: endocytosis; vesicle transport along actin filament; actin filament organization.